AUGUCUGACUGCAGGCGCCAGUGGAACCGGGAGGACGAGCUCCCAGUUUAUUUGGCGAGACCCGUUACAACGGGACCGAACCAACGGCAGAAAUCUUACGGGAUGUUCAGUUCUGUGGAGGGGGCAUUUGAUAGUAAGACCAUUGAUUUUGAUUCUUACGCGGUAGGGAGGAAGGGGAGUCGGACACCGAGAAGCGGCAGCAGAGAACGCAUCCUGGAUAGAGAAUAUUUUUGCCAAACGGCCAACGAAGCCGGCGACAAUCGCGGUGGGUCCAUAAUCAGCUCACAGGGCGAUCAAGACAACGGACGCCCGAGAGCGGGGAUACUGCAGCCGCCUGGGACAGAUAACCAUACUUCACAAGGUGAGGGGGCGCUCCAGCUCCUCCGUGGAACACGAAACACGAGUGAGCAGUUGUUGAUCAGAGGAGGUCGGGUGAUUAAUGAUGACCAGUCCGUCUAUGCUGAUGUUUCCGUGGAGAAUGGCGUGAUAAAACAGGUGGGGGAGAACCUGACCGUGCCUGAGGGGGUGAGGGUGAUUGAAGCUAAUGGUCGCAUGGUGAUCCCUGGGGGAAUUGAUGUCAACACCUGCUUUCAGAAGCCUUACCUGAGUACCGUGCCCGUGGAUGACUUCUUCCAGGGCACCAAGGCCGCUGUGGCAGGGGGCACCACCAUGAUCAUUGAUCAUGUGACUCCCCAGCCGGGGGACAGCCUGCUGGAGGCGUUUGAGAGAUGGCAGGAGGUGGCAGACAAGAGGGUGUGCUGUGACUACUCUCUCCAUGUGGACAUCCCUCAGUGGCAUAAUGGGGUUAAAGAGGAGCUGGAGCUACUUGUACAGGAGAAAGGAGUCAAUUCAUUCCAAGUGCACAUGGCCUACAAGGAUUUGUUACAGAUGACUGACUCUCAGCUGUAUGAGGCUUUUUUGGCUCUGAAGGAAAUGGGGGCUGUGGUUUUGGUGCACGCUGAAAAUGGAGAUCUCGUUGCACAGGAGCAGAGUAAAAUCCUUGGUAUGGGUAUCACAGGACCAGAGGGUCAUCCUCUGAGUCGACCUGAGGAGUUGGAGUCAGAGGCUGUGUUUCGUGCCAUCACCCUUGGCAACAGGGUCAACUGUCCUAUUUACAUCACUAAAGUGAUGAGCAAGAGUGCAGCUGACAUUGUGACCCAGGCCCGAAGGAAAGGCUCUGUUGUGUUUGGUGAACCAAUCACGGCCAGCCUCGUCACUGAUGGUUCACAUUAUUGGAGCAAGAACUGGGCCAAGGCUGCCGCCUACGUGACCUCCCCGCCCCUCAGCCCUGACCCCACGACUCCUGAUUACCUCCACUCUCUGCUCGCAUGUGGAGACCUGCAGGUGGUGGGUAGCGCACACUGUGCUUACAGCACCUCCCAAAAGGCUAUUGGAAAAGACAACUUCACCUUAAUCCCAGAGGGGACCAAUGGAGUGGAGGAGAGGAUGGGAUUUGUCUGGGACAAAGCAGUGGCCAUGGGAAAGAUGGAUGAGAAUCAGUUUGUGGCUGUCACCAGUACCAACGCUGCCAAAAUCUUCAACCUGUACCCCCGUAAGGGCCGGAUCGCUGUGGGCUCUGAUGCCGACAUUGUCAUCUGGGACCCCGACAAAAUCAAGACCAUCACCGCCAAGAUGCAGCAGUCGGCUGUGGAGUAUAACAUUUUUGAGGGGAUGGAGUGCCGUGGAGGCCCGGUGCUUGUGCUCAGUCAGGGCAGGAUCGUGUAUGAAGAGGGAAAGCUCCACGUUCAGCCUGGCACGGGGCGCUUCAUCCCCCGAAAACCCUUCCCUGACUCCAUCUACCAGCGCAUCAAAAUUAGAGACAAGAUGAUGGGGAAACAGGGUGUCUCUCGUGGAAUAUAUGAUGGGCCUGUAUAUGAUGUCCCAGCCACUCCAAAAUACAUCACCCCUGCCCCUUCUGCCAAAACUUCGCCCACCUCUCACCAGCCUCCACCAAUCAGAAACCUCCACCAGUCCAACUUCAGCCUAUCAGGGGCACAAAUUGAUGACAAUGUUCCGCGGCGCUCAGGACACCGUAUUGUAGCACCCCCUGGUGGACGCUCCAAUAUUACCAGCCUAGGCUGA
Chanos chanos (milkfish) is the source of this 2082-nucleotide messenger RNA. It is a transcript of the gene crmp1, whose product is annotated as collapsin response mediator protein 1. NCBI's taxonomy places the organism in Eukaryota, Metazoa, Chordata, Actinopteri, Gonorynchiformes, Chanidae. The transcript is spliced from 15 exons. Bases 1 to 2082 code for a protein of 693 amino acids. The record is from RefSeq and is a predicted model, not a curated record. Gene Ontology annotation, molecular function: hydrolase activity, acting on carbon-nitrogen (but not peptide) bonds, in cyclic amides. Gene Ontology annotation, cellular component: cytoplasm; cytosol.